This is a messenger RNA of Maudiozyma saulgeensis, 357 nucleotides long. The record is from the annotation of a GenBank genome assembly. NCBI's taxonomy places the organism in Eukaryota, Fungi, Ascomycota, Saccharomycetes, Saccharomycetales, Saccharomycetaceae.
AUGUCUGACAAGAGAACACUGAUCGCCGUGAUGGGUGACGAGGACACCACAACAGGUCUAUUGCUUGCAGGGAUCGGUCAAAUCGAUCCAAAGACUAACGAUAAGAAUUUUUUCGUUUAUAAAGAGAAUAAGACUACAAAGGAACAAUUAGAGAUGGAAUUCAAUCAGUUUACACAGGAACGUAAGGAUGUUGCUAUUCUGUUGAUCAACCAAUUUGUUGCUGAUAUGAUUAGAUCUACGGUGGAUAGCUACGUGGAGCCAUUUCCAGCUAUCUUAGAGAUUCCAUCAAAGGACCAUCCAUAUGACCCAGAAAAGGAUUCUGUGUUGAAGAGAGUUAGAAAGUUAUUCGGGGAAUAG